This is a messenger RNA of Glycine soja, 3409 nucleotides long. RefSeq names its product pentatricopeptide repeat-containing protein At2g22070-like. The coding region runs from base 178 to 2274 and encodes 698 amino acids. Gene Ontology annotation, molecular function: protein binding; zinc ion binding; RNA binding. The record is from RefSeq and is a predicted model, not a curated record. Gene Ontology annotation, biological process: RNA modification. Lineage: Eukaryota; Viridiplantae; Streptophyta; Magnoliopsida; Fabales; Fabaceae. The transcript has 2 exons.
CACGGAGAAGAUAUGUUGGAAAACAAAAAAGAAAAGGAAAAAGGAAAAAAAAAUAACAUAUUAGAUCAUAAAUAUAAAGUUGCGCGAAAUCAGAAUUUCAAUAGAAGGCACACAAAUGAACAGUGAUGUUCUUUAAGUGUUCAAAACGUUCCACACGCUCACCCAACAUGUGACAAAAUGCAUGAAACCAGCCGAAUGUGUUCAAGGAAUCUUUUUGGAUCUGGCCACAAACUAAGUGACACCAAAACAGUGGCUCACCUUAUCCAAACCUAUGCACGAACCAAAGAGUUAAACAAAGGAAAGCAGUUGCAUGCUAUGCUGAUUCGAGGAGGGUGUUUGCCAAACACCUUUCUGAGCAAUCACUUCCUCAAUUUGUAUUCCAAAUGUGGAGAGCUUGAUUACACCAUCAAACUGUUUGACAAAAUGUCACAGAGAAACAUGGUUUCUUGGACAUCCAUUAUUACUGGGUUUGCUCAUAAUUCGAGGUUUCAAGAGGCUUUGAGUUCAUUUUGUCAAAUGAGGAUUGAAGGAGAAAUAGCCACACAAUUUGCACUUUCAAGUGUGCUUCAAGCUUGUACCUCACUUGGGGCAAUUCAGUUUGGUACGCAGGUGCAUUGCCUUGUUGUCAAAUGUGGGUUUGGCUGUGAACUGUUUGUGGGUAGUAAUUUGACUGAUAUGUAUUCAAAGUGCGGGGAGUUGUCUGAUGCAUGUAAAGCUUUUGAGGAAAUGCCUUGUAAGGAUGCAGUGUUGUGGACGUCAAUGAUUGAUGGCUUUGUGAAAAAUGGAGAUUUUAAGAAAGCUUUAACGGCUUAUAUGAAAAUGGUCACUGAUGAUGUUUUUAUUGAUCAGCAUGUGCUUUGUAGUACUUUGAGUGCUUGCAGUGCACUUAAAGCUUCUAGUUUUGGGAAGUCCCUUCAUGCAACCAUUUUGAAGCUUGGAUUCGAAUAUGAGACUUUCAUAGGAAAUGCCUUGACAGAUAUGUAUUCAAAGUCUGGAGAUAUGGUAAGUGCUUCAAAUGUCUUCCAAAUCCAUUCUGAUUGUAUAAGUAUAGUGUCUUUGACUGCUAUUAUUGAUGGUUAUGUUGAGAUGGAUCAAAUUGAGAAGGCUUUAAGCACUUUUGUUGACUUGCGGAGGAGGGGAAUUGAACCUAAUGAAUUUACAUUCACUAGCUUGAUCAAGGCUUGUGCUAACCAAGCAAAGCUAGAACAUGGGAGCCAGCUCCAUGGUCAAGUUGUCAAAUUCAACUUUAAAAGAGACCCUUUUGUUUCUUCAACACUAGUUGAUAUGUAUGGAAAGUGUGGGUUGUUUGACCACUCAAUCCAAUUGUUUGAUGAGAUUGAAAAUCCUGAUGAAAUAGCAUGGAAUACACUAGUGGGAGUUUUUUCUCAGCAUGGUUUAGGAAGAAAUGCCAUUGAAACUUUUAAUGGGAUGAUCCACAGGGGACUGAAACCAAAUGCAGUAACAUUUGUUAACCUUUUAAAAGGAUGUAGUCAUGCAGGAAUGGUUGAGGACGGGUUAAACUACUUUAGUUCCAUGGAGAAGAUUUAUGGGGUAGUCCCUAAAGAAGAGCAUUACAGUUGUGUUAUUGAUUUGCUAGGUAGAGCUGGAAAGCUUAAAGAAGCAGAAGACUUUAUAAACAACAUGCCUUUUGAACCAAAUGUUUUUGGCUGGUGUUCUUUCCUUGGUGCUUGUAAAAUUCAUGGGGACAUGGAAAGGGCCAAAUUUGCAGCAGACAAAUUGAUGAAGCUUGAACCUGAAAAUAGUGGGGCUCAUGUUUUGCUUUCAAAUAUUUACGCAAAAGAAAAACAAUGGGAAGAUGUACAAAGUUUGAGAAAGAUGAUAAAAGAUGGCAACAUGAAUAAGUUGCCAGGUUAUAGUUGGGUUGAUAUUAGAAAUAAAACCCAUGUGUUUGGGGUUGAAGACUGGUCUCAUCCUCAAAAGAAAGAAAUUUAUGAAAAGCUUGAUAAUCUUCUUGAUCAGAUAAAGCGAAUCGGUUAUGUUCCUCAAACAGAAUCAGUUCUGAUUGACAUGGAUGACAAUUUGAAGGAGAAGCUUCUUCAUUAUCACAGCGAGAGGAUUGCCGUGGCAUUUUCAUUACUAACCUGCCCAACUGGUAUGCCGAUCAUUGUCAAAAAAAAUUUAAGAGUUUGCUCUGAUUGUCAUUCUGCAUUAAAAUUUAUUUCUAAGGUUACAGAGAGAAACAUCAUAGUCAGAGAUAUCAGCAGGUUUCAUCAUUUCUCCAAUGGUUCGUGUUCCUGUGGAGAUUACUGGUAAUGCUCAAAAGCUUGAAAGUUUUGGAAAAGAUAUGAUGCUUCAUGCUAGAAAACCAUAUUGAAGGAAAUUCCAAGGACAUUAAUUUUCACAAUUGUUUGCCUCACCAUUCAAAACAAGUGGUAUGUCCAUGCUGCAUUAACUUAAUUAUUAACAAGGGUGAGUCUUCAAGUUUUCAUGGUAUCUAUGUCAUGCGAAAUUCUUAAGGAUGAGAUUUGUUGAAAUUCAUUUUUCCUUGGAUGCCUGACUGCAUUUGGAUUUUUGUCUUAUUAUGUCUCACAUGGGUAUCAAUAAGGCUCUCAACAGAUAAAGACCCCAGAAAAGAGUGUGGCAAGGACGUUGGAUUGGCUUCAGUUUCAAAGGUUACUGAAGUGUUGAUGUUUCAGCCACACGGUACCAAAGAAAAGUGCAAGGGUUGAGUUGGAACAAGGGAGCCUUUUACAGAAACUUAGUGUUGUUUUGUAGUGUUAAAAAAAGUGGUAAGCAAGCUGGAAUUUUAUGGGGAGUUUGUGAUUUUGAAGUAUAUUUUCCACAUUGUUGGGUUUACGUUUUAUUUGCAGACACUUACCAGUUACCACAGCCUCUCCUGUUAUGGCACAACUCAACCAAAACUACAUUAAUUUUGCUCUUCCAUUCACACACUGUUCCUGAUUCAAUUACAUCACCCUCUUCUGGAUUAACAAGGUUAAUAAACCCCAUCAGCUAUUGUUUCUCUUCUGAUAGAGUGAUAGUGAGUGAAUUUUAUUUUACUUAUUAGGGAGUGGCAGUGGGAAGCUGAGCUCAAAUAUUAUAACAUGAUGCCAAAACUCAAAAUCAUAUUAAGUGAUGUAUCUUAGGUGACUGGAAAAAAGAGUGCCCGUGAUUAUUUUUCAUGUGAUUCUCUUAGUCUUAAAAUCACAUGGAUUUGGGCUUAAUAGAACCUAACUAUAUGAGCAGGAUGUCUUAGCCUAUGAGGCUUUGGUUGAGUAGCAACGCUUCCCAUAGAAAUAAUUUCAUUGAAAGAUAGUGUGCCAGGUUAUAUAUAUGAGUAGCAACGCUUCCUCUUGUUAGCUGUUGCCCAAAUUUGGAUACUUAUAUAUAUGAAGCAAUAGUGUGCCAGGUUAUAAUAAUUUAAAUACUAUGGACCGUAUUUUAUUCA